CCCCCUGAUACGGUCCGUCCUGUCCCACGGUCCGCCUUGACGUACGUCCAAAACUUGAGGCUGCAAAGGUCGCAUGAAAUACAGAAAAUGCAAGCGUUACAAAAAUAUACUCGUCUCUUAGGAAUCGACCCGCAAGUUUUUGUGCAGGCUGCCAGUAUUAUGAAAUUGAGAAAACCUCCAAAUUAUGAUCAUGUUAUUUAUCCGGAGAAACGAAGGUUUAAAAUGUUGGAGAAAACUCCAGAGAAUGUACCAGGGACCUAUAAAAGUGCUCAACCUAUGCAGAAACGAAUAAACUUGAUGCGUGGACCUGAAUUAACUCAUAAUAGAAUACUCUAUGGAGACUAUGCUAUACAGGCUAUGCAAGGGGGACGGUUGAAACCAAUGCAUGUGGACAACAUGCGUCUGUUAACUAUAAGAAAAAUGGACGAUAAAAAAACAUUUGCUCAUUGGAGAAUCGAUGCACCUUGGCAAGCAGUGCCCAAAAAAGGGCUAGGUGUGAGAAUGGGUGGUGGAAGGAACACACCAAAAUAUUACGCCAUACCAAUAAGAGCGAGACGAAUACUUUUUGAAAUGGGCGGCCACCUGGAGUUUGCGGAGGUAAAGCCUAUCCUACAAGCUGUGGUGGACAUGUUGCCGUUCAAAGCAAGAAUAGUGUCACGUGAAUCUCUUGAAGCCUUAAAUAAACAGGAAGAAUUACUUGAGAAAAUGAAUCAAAACCCAUUUACUUUCCAAUAUGGAGCUGACAAUAAUUUGUUAGGAAUUCAAAAAUGGUUAAGUCCCUAUGACUAUUUAUGGUAUGGUAAAUUUAGAUAGUUUAAAACAUACAUGUAUCAGAAACAUUUUAGAAUUAAAAUUUUAAAAAACAAA
Molecule: messenger RNA, 867 nt
Organism: Ruditapes philippinarum (Manila clam)
Lineage: Eukaryota; Metazoa; Mollusca; Bivalvia; Venerida; Veneridae
Product: large ribosomal subunit protein uL16m-like
Exons: 4
Coding region: 88-813 (241 amino acids)
Biological process (GO): mitochondrial translation
Cellular component (GO): ribosome; mitochondrial large ribosomal subunit
Molecular function (GO): structural constituent of ribosome; rRNA binding
Source: RefSeq, a predicted model, not a curated record